AUGGCUCGUCUCAGCGGCCUGCCCAGUGAGCACCACCACGAGGGGCCCGGUGACGCGCCACGACGCAGGCGGGGCCGCCCAUCGAAGAGCAGCCAGAGCACCCAGGAAGAGACGACAGUGACCACCACAGCCAAGCGCACCGCCUCGCCCCUCGCGUCGCAGACCAAGCGCACAAAACGCGUGCAGACCAUCAUCGAGGAAGACGACGACGACGAUGACGGCGCUUUGCAGCUCGAAGCAGAGUUCAUGCAAUCCGUCUCGCGCACGCAGCACACCGACGCCGUCCCCACCCAAGUGCAGUCGUCGCCCAUUGUACGCCGCGCACGCCGCUUUUCCGAGCCUGUCGUGACCGCUCACGACGACAACAACGACGACGACGACGACAUUUUCGCCGGACCCUCAACACAGCCUCUCGCGGGCCUGACACCACAUCUCGACCGUCUCGGUGCAGCCCGCGGCAAAUUCGCCAGCCGCCGCCGCGAGCGCAUGUCUAUGCCCGCGCAGCUGCACGUCGAGCGCGUCGACGAUGCCGACCUCAACGGCCACCGCUUUCAGUACGCGCCCCUCACAGCCGUGCUCGACGGUCGCACUCGCCGCCGCCUCCGCCGCAGCCACCUAAGCCAGGAGGUCAACGACAUCGAGGACGACAAGAAGCGGGGCAAGAAGCAGCUGCUGGAACUGCGCCGCGAGCUGAAGAAGCGCGACGACAAGAUCAAGGACCUCGAGUUCCGUCUCGAGGCAAGCCGCAUGGGUAACAUCCAGAUGAGCGACGCCGACCACGACGACCUUGCCCAGCAGCUAGAAGAUGCACGCAAGGAGCUCGACGAGCUUCGCAACACCGACGCUUACAUGGGCACUAGCGACCGCGAACUUAGCCGUGCCCUCGAUGGCUCCGCCGAACCAUUCGACGACGACGACGACGACGACGACGACGACGACGACGAUGAGCUUCUGCUGGUCCACCCCGAGGAUCUCCACCUUUCCCAAGACCUCGAGAUGGAGGACGCGCCGAACGGACGCUUCGCCUCGCGCGUGUUGGAGCUGUCGCAGGAGGUCACACUCGAGCAGCUGCCCACCUUCAGCCAGUUGCAUGUCGACACUCUGCACGAUGACGACGAUGUCGUGCCCGACAGCAUCUCCGACCAGGCUGUCGAGCGAUACGAGCGCGAGAUCCAGCAGCUGACGGUCCAGGUCGCUCAGUCGGUUGGUGCUCUGCGCGUCAUCACCAUCGAGCUUCAGAACCUUGGCUUCCUCGAGAAAGGGUCCGAUGCUCGCGAUGUUUUGGUCGCUAUGCGCAACGGCUUCGGUGAUCUGCGUGCCGCCGUCGAGAAGUUCUUCCCCAACGAGACCGAAGGCAUCACGAACGAGCAACUUCUUCAGAAAGUCCCCAAGCUUUUCAGCGGCAUCUUCUACGAGCUGCGCGAGAAGACCGAGCUUGCUGCUAGCUCGCAGCACACGGAGGUCCUGUUGCGCCGCCAGUAUGAAGGCGUCUUGGACUUGCUCGGCGAGGCUGAGGAGCGCAAGGCGGAGCUCGACAAGAAGGUCUACAUGCUCGACAAGAGCAACGAAGACAAGCAGCGCACCAUUGUCGAUCUCGAGGAGCGCGUGCAAACUUUGACCGAUCUGACAGAAGACCAGGAGGCGGAGCUGAGACAGAAGGACCUGCAGAACGACACACUGGUCGAGCAGGUCGACAACAAGGACACCAACCUAGAACGCCUCCGCGAGGCGCUCGACAAAUACCGCACCGACCUCGACACGCUCACUCGCACGACUGCCGAAGUGGAGACCGAAUAUCAAGAGCGCAUUGUGCGGAUGGAGGGAGAGCAUGCAGACAUCGUCGCCGAUCUCGAGGCUCAGCUCGGCGCAGAGCGGGAGGGUCGUGAGACUGCCGAGGAUGAGGCUGCUCAGAAGACCGACUUCAUUGAAGAGUUGCAAGGUCGUGUUGACCAGAUGGAAGCCGACUUUGGCUCAAUCCACACAACGCUGGCGGAUCUGCGUGAGAAGCUGGCCCUCGAGACAGCAGCCCGUUCUACUGCUGAAACUGAGCGCGACGAACAAGUCGAGCUGGUAUACCAGCACACCAACACCAUCGAGAACCUCACCGAGACGAUCGCGGACCUCACUGAGCAGCUCGAGGUUGCCAAAGCCAACAUCAUCGCCGAGCGCGAGCAGCGCGAGACUACUGAGGCCGCCUUGGACGAAGCCAACAUGCAAAUCGAGGGUCUCGAGGACCGUGUCCACCAGCUGGGUGUUCAAGCCAACGAGCUGCGAUCCAAGCUUUUCCAAAUCCAGCAAGAGAAGGAGCAGGAGAUUGCUGACCUUACCGCUGCGGCUCAAGAGCGUGAAGAGGAGCUUACCGAGCAGCUGGCUACUGAGCAGGAGCUGCGCGAGGGUGCCCAGCAGGCUAUUGCUGAUCUGGAGAAGCAGCUCGCGGCGCUUCAGGAGACUCUGGCAGCCUCCGAGGCGGAUCUUGCCAAGAUGACCGAGGCUCGUGACCAGCUCGAGGAGGACCGUGAGAUUCAAGUCAGCAACAUCAGCAACAACCUUGUCGAAUCAGAGGCGAAGCGUGCCGCACUUGAGAGCUCGACCAGCUCGGAAAUCACCUCCCUCGAGGCACAAAUCACGGACCUCACCAACGAGAACGCUCGUAAGCAGGCUGAGGUUCAGCGCCUUGCUGAGCGCCUUGUUGAGGCCGAGCAGAACUACGAGCAGGAGAGCACUACCCUCAACGCCAACAUCGAACGCCUUGAGCGCGAUCUUGCCGAAGCGCAAGCAGACAACGAAGCAUACCGUAAGGAGAAUGAGUCGUUGUCUGACCGCGUUGGCCGUGAGGCAGUCGAGCUGCUGAGCAUCACCAACUCGCACGCCGACGAAACCGGUGCUCUCAAGGUUGUCAUUGCAACGCAACAAGACACCAUCUCCGAACUGCAAAACCAGGCUGCAACGCGCGCCACCGAGCACGAGAGCAUCCUCUCCGACAAGGACCUCCAGAUCGAAGAACUGCACCUCCUGGUCGACGACCGCGCAGAGAAGCUCGUCCAAGUCGAGGCCGCCCGCCUGGAUGUUGUCAAAGAAUUCGCCAAGUUUGAGCAAGACACGCGCGAGACCAUCGACCGCAUGACGCUGCAGCAGCGCGUCCUCCAAGAGCAAAACGAGGCGCUUGCCGAAGACCUCAAGAAGCGCGGCGCCAGCGCCGUCGCCGCCGUGCGCGCCAUGAAGAUCCAGGGCCUCGAGGUCAAGACCAAGGGCGUGGAUCUGCACCGCGUGGCGACAGGCAAGGUGGGCAAGGUCAGCGAGAAGGUCAAGGUGGGCAAGAAGACCAAGGGCAUCAAGAAGGUGGCCAAGAGGCAGUGGGACAGCGGGUUCGGCGUCGACGAGAACGUCGAAGAGGAAAUCGACGGCGCUGAGGUUGGUGAGGCUGCUUGA
Messenger RNA from Ascochyta rabiei, 3429 nucleotides. RefSeq lists its product as uncharacterized. The transcript has a single exon. The record is from RefSeq and is a predicted model, not a curated record. NCBI's taxonomy places the organism in Eukaryota, Fungi, Ascomycota, Dothideomycetes, Pleosporales, Didymellaceae. The coding region runs from base 1 to 3429 and encodes 1142 amino acids.